GGGUUACCGUUGUGCGACUAAAGUUGCAAUUUGCAACCUUUUUGAUGAUCUGUGACUAUAUGUGCAACUUUUUUAUUAUCUUCUAAUUUUGCCACUUUUUAAACUUUGUGCGACCUUUUUGCGACUUUUUUAUUGCUCAACAAUAUAAGUUCUAUUCUUUUUUAUUUGGUAUAGUGCAUUUAUAUUGUACUGGAUUUAGUGUACAGUAUUUCACAUAUAUGUCAAAUAAAUCAUCAUAGAUGAGGUAAACCCUGUAAAAGUUCAAAUGUACAUGCCGUUCAAAUUCAAACUAAUUUCACGUCGCUAUUGCUAACGCCGUACGCUGCAAUUAUGCGACACAGUAGUUUGAUCAGUUGUUUGUGUUACCUUUUGAUCAUUAUUCUUUGAAAAACGAAAACAACGACAUUGGCGAAAGAGGAGUGCAAUUAAAUAUAUAAUUAAAAAUAAAGAGUACAGCAUUAAAUUGAAUUCAGUGAAGUAAAUAAUUAGUAUUUUGUGUUAUUUUGAAAACAAUAUUCAGUUUUUAGACGCUUGUGCUCAUUUUAUAUUAAAAACAAGUGUUUGUAAAAAUCUUCUAUGGACAGAUUUAUUGUUAGAUCAAAAAGAAAGGCUGACGAUGAAUCUCCCAACAAAGCAAGGCUGACCCUGGGCAAAGGAGCUGACACGAUAAUUGAAACAAGUUCAGAAUCUGAAAAGAACACCGAGUCCGAAUCGGAAAAUGAUGAAGAACCUUCAUGUUCCUCCAAAAAACGCAAUAUUUCCCGGUAUUAUUCCAAGGAAUGGGAGAUGCAAUACAGGUGGCUUAAGCAAGAUGGUGAGACAAAGCGGCCCCUGUGCAUUGUUUGUAAACAACUUUUGUCAAACCAAAAAAACCAUCUUCGACGACAUGCUGAAACAAAGAAACAUCUUAGUAACAUAACCAAAACAUCUGAAAAUGCGAAAAUACAACUGACUGAUUAUUUGCCACAUCGAAAUACAGACUUACGAAAACAUGUCGCUAUUGCUGAAAUUAAGUUGGUGUUACGUGCAAUUACAAAAAACCAAUCUUUCAAUUCUAUGGACGGACUUGGUAAAUUCAAUUCCAUGAUUUUUCCUGAUUCAAAUAUAGCUAAAUUGGUAUGUAAACAUAUUUUGGUACCAAAAAGCAAUAGGUAUAUAUAUUGUUUAAUUAUUAAGGUAUCAUGUGGUCGUACAAAAUCAACUGCAAUUGCACAGUUUCUCGGUAAAGAAGGUCAACUCGCUAUAGUCUCUAAAAUGCAAAAACAACAAUUUAGCCUCAUUAUAGACGAGACAACCGACAUUUCCAUCAAUAAAUGUCUAGUAAUGGUAGUGAGGCAAUUCAACAAGGACCGAGGAAAGACUGAAGAUAAUUUUUUUCAAUUAGUACAACCAGAAAAUGGAAAAGGCGAAACAAUUUGUAAUGCCGUUAUUGAAUCACUAGAAAAUAAUAAGAUUCCCUUAGAAAAUUUUAUCGGGUUUGCAACUGACAACGCUUCCAGUAUGGUUGGGAAAAACAUUGGGGUGUCUAGUUUAUUAAAAAAGAAAAUCCCCCACCUGUUCCAUCUUGGUUGCGUUUGUCAUUCUGUAAAUCUUAUGAAUAUUUCAGCUUUGAAAUGUAUACCAGAAGAAGUUGAAAAGUUACCCAAGAACAUUUAUAAUUUUUUCAAAAGUUCAAACAGGCGAGUAGAUUUUUCAGAAUUGCAGGAUAUGUUCAAUGUCCCAGAACACAAGCUUUUAAGUCUUUCGGAUACUAGAUGGCUUUCGUUCGAGUCGGUGGCAAAACGAAUUGUAGAACAAUGGACGAUAUUACAACAUUAUUUCCUUCGGGCUCAAUGUGAAGAAAAAUGUCCAAGGACAAUGGAUAAAAUACGUGCAAUUCAAGAUGGAUUGUCGUCUGAAAACCUCAUUUAUUUAAAAUUCUUGGUAUAUAUUUUGGGUCUUAUGAAUAAAUUUAACAAAUGCUUUCAAAGCGAGUCAUCACAAAUAGUAUACCUGAUUACAUAUACAAAGGAAAUUUUACUCCAAAUUUUACAAAAUUUCCUGAAGAAGGAACAUAUAUCGGUCACAAAGCUAGAAAGUAUAAAUUUUAAAGAUACACAUAAUAUAAAAGAUGUUUUAAAUAUAUAUAUAGGUCAUGAAGCUGAAACAGAAAUGCAAGCUAAAAAUAUACUUGAUGUUGAAUGCAUAACUAUAAAAAACAAUAUUUUAAAAUUUUACCAAAAACUUUGUGACGAGAUACUGUCAAGGAUAAAUAUAAACGAUAAACAAUUAAAUGUUUUAAGAGUUUUGCAACCAACAUUUUUUACCUCAAACGAAGACUUUAAUUAUAUUGAUCUCAUAUAUGAAUUUAAUUAUAUUAUAAGUGAACCUGAAGCUUUUAUUAGCGAAUUCAAACUAUUAGAAAGUAAAGUUAAUGAUAAGUCAUACAAACACAUUUUUAACAUUAAAAAUGUUGAGAUUUUUUGGCAUACUAUAGGUAGUUUAAAAAAUGCUUUAAACGAACCUUUAUAUUUACACCUAUACGAUUUUGCCGCACAUGUAUUAACCCUGCCCCAUAGCAGCGCUUCUGCGGAAAGAAUUUUUUCUAAAUUAGGACUAAUGAAAACAAAAUUAACUAAUAGAUUAAAUGUAACAACUUGUGGAUCCAUGCUAUCAGCUCUAAAUUUGCUAGAUGCAGGAAUAGAGGAAUGGAAUCCCAGUGAUGAUCUCGUACAAAAAUACAGAAACGAAGUUUCAAAAAAAUGAAAUUAUAAUUUAAUUUUGUAUUAUUUUUUAUUGAAUUGUUAUUUAGUUUUAUGUUUUUUAUGUUUUAUGUUCUUUGUUUGAAUAAAAAUCUUCAAAAUUAA
Messenger RNA from Musca domestica (house fly), 2846 nucleotides. RefSeq names its product protein FAM200C-like. Gene Ontology annotation, molecular function: protein dimerization activity. NCBI's taxonomy places the organism in Eukaryota, Metazoa, Arthropoda, Insecta, Diptera, Muscidae. The coding region runs from base 577 to 2745 and encodes 722 amino acids. The transcript has 2 exons. The record is from RefSeq and is a predicted model, not a curated record.